Ustilaginoidea virens is the source of this 480-nucleotide messenger RNA. RefSeq lists its product as uncharacterized. The record is from RefSeq and is a predicted model, not a curated record. The transcript is spliced from 3 exons. Lineage: Eukaryota; Fungi; Ascomycota; Sordariomycetes; Hypocreales; Clavicipitaceae. The coding region runs from base 1 to 480 and encodes 159 amino acids.
AUGAACCAGAGGAACCAGCCCCCCCCUCCCACCAACGGCAUCGGUCGUCCUCGCGCCGCCGCCGCCGCUGCGGCCAUCCGCCCCAACCUGUUCCGCAGCCAGCUGACGCGUCGGCCGACGGGCACGGGCGGCUCCCACAGCACCACCAGCCCGGCCGACGCGGCGCGUCUCCAGGUCGAGGUUCUGUCCGACUCGUCAGAGAUCGUGGUGCGCAAUCAGCACGGCGAGAUUGAGCUGGGGGAUCCGCCUACGCCGGGCCUCGACGCCGCCGACGAGCAGGCCGACGACGAUCGGCACGACGAGAGCGAGAAAGAGCGGCAGCGGCUAGCAGACGCCGUGAAGCAUCACAGCAUAAAUCACAGCUCUCUGCCGGAUCAACCAGAAGAACUCCUUGAAGAAGUACGAGCUAGUUUGAGGGCCAAAGUCGCUGCUCUUGCCGAGGACAACUGGAUGUUUGAGCCAGAGGACCAGCUCCAGUGA